ACCGGCUGGUCUCCAGCUCCCGAGCGGGAGGUUUUUACACAUGAGUGAAGAAGACAAUUUUUGUAAGUAGAAGUGACGUAACAUCAUUUUAGGAUGUCUGAUGAUGAAGACAGAGUGAAGUUACGCCGUCUUGAGCCAGCGAUCCAGAAAUUCGUUAAGAUAGUCAUCCCAACAGACCUGGAGAGAUUAAGGAAGCACCAAAUAAAUAUUGAGAAGUAUCAGAGGUGCAGAAUCUGGGACAAGUUGCAUGAUGAACACAUCAAUGCAGGACGAACGGUUCAGCAACUCCGCUCCAAUAUCCGAGAAAUGGAGAAGCUUUGUUUGAAAGUCCGCAAGGAUGACCUAGGACUUCUGAAGAGAAUGAUAGACCCAGUGAAAGAAGAAGCGUCGGCAGCAACAGCAGAAUUUCUCCAGCUCCAUCUGGAAUCUGUAGAAGACCUCAGAAAACAACUCAGUGAUGAAGAAGCUUUAUUGCAGCCUUCUUUGACCCGAUCCAUGACAGUGGGUGGAACAUUUCACAGUCCUCAAGCUGAAGCUAACCCUCAGAGUUUGACUCAGAUAUACGCGUUGCCUGAAAUUCCUCGAGAUCAAAAUGCCGCAGAAUCCUGGGAAACCUUAGAAGCGGACUUGGUGGAACUUAGCCAACUGGUCACUGAAUUCUCCCUACUAGUGAAUUCUCAGCAGGAGAAGAUUGACAGCAUCGAAGACCAUGUCAACACGGCUGCUGUGAAUGUUGAAGAGGGAACCAAAAACUUGGGGAAGGCUGCAAAAUACAAGCUGGCAGCUCUGCCCGUGGCAGGUGCACUCAUCGGGGGAGUGGUAGGGGGUCCGAUUGGCCUCCUCGCAGGCUUCAAAGUAGCAGGAAUUGCAGCUGCACUUGGUGGUGGGGUGUUGGGCUUCACAGGUGGAAAGUUGAUACAAAGAAAGAAACAGAAAAUGAUGGAGAAGCUCACUUCCAGCUGUCCAGAUCUUCCCAGCCAAACUGACAAAAAACAGAGUUAAAAAAUCAAACUUCAGUGUCAACUCGUCUGUCGUAAUGAUGGCCUUUGCUGCUGAUCGACACUCAGUCA
Molecule: messenger RNA, 1070 nt
Organism: Orycteropus afer afer
Lineage: Eukaryota; Metazoa; Chordata; Mammalia; Tubulidentata; Orycteropodidae
Gene: STX17
Product: syntaxin 17
Biological process (GO): intracellular protein transport; vesicle fusion; exocytosis
Cellular component (GO): SNARE complex; endomembrane system; plasma membrane
Molecular function (GO): SNARE binding; SNAP receptor activity
Source: RefSeq, a predicted model, not a curated record